GAGAUUUUAUCCAAUGCGAUGUCUCCCGCCAGCUAGCAGCGAAGGAGCAGAGUCCAACUCCCACUACGCUGCAGAGUAUCGCCGGAAGCCACCGCCUUAAAGAAUGGCCGUGUGCUUUAGCACCAGCUGGCCGUCCGCUUCCCUCACCGCCAUCCCGUCCACCGGACGAACCUCUCCGGCUCCGCCGCCGGCGUCGCCGCCACCUCUUUCUUUCCCCCCAAACCCUAACCCCGCCCCCUUGCCCUCCUUAACCUGCGCCCUCCAGUGCCCUCACUUCCAGUCGUGUUCGGGUUGUACUCAAGAGUACAAUCUCCACCGCCCGGUCAUUCUCGACGAGGUCGCCGAAUUCUUCAAGAAACACGGCGUGUCUGAUUUCAGUUUUGAUAGUUGUAGACUCUGGGGAUGGAGGUGCCGCGCAAAGCUGGCGGUUCGCGGCUCUUCGACUAGCCCUCUGAUUGGGCUCUACGAAGAGGGUAGUCAUAAUGUAGUUGACAUUCCUGACUGCAAAGCUCACCAUCCGAACAUUAAUGCAGCUGUCGAGCUUCUGAAGCGAGGCGUCAUUGAAUUAAAUAUAGAACCAUAUGAUGAAGAUCAGGGGACAGGUGAAUUGCGGUAUGUGCAGAUGGCUGUGACCACACACAACACUUCCCUUCCUUCUUCUGAAAGAUAUAGAAAUGGUAGAGUACAGGUUGCUUUGGUUUGGAAUUCCAGAAGUGAGAAAUCCUCUUCUGCUGAAAAGUUAACUGCUUUGGCCAAUUUCUUAUGGAGAUAUGGUGGGCCGAAGAAAGUACAUUUAAUUCAUUCUGUAUGGGCAAAUUUCCAAACUUCAACUAACAAUAUAAUAUUUGGCCAUAGAUGGAGGCAUCUUCUAGGGGAAAGAGACUUUUGGGAGCAUGUUGGAGGAAUUGAUAUUUCCUUGGCUCCUUCUAGCUUUGGUCAAGCAAAUACAAGGGCUUUUGAUUCUUUGCUGACGAAAUUGCAAAAGUAUGUCCAUUUUGGGGCAUCAGUUGCUGAUCUCUAUGGAGGAGCUGGUGUUAUUGGAUUAUCUUUAGCUGCCACUAGAAAAUGCAGGUCAAUCCAAUGCAUUGAGGUCAAUAAAGAGUCAAAGCUAUCAUUUGAGAAAACAGCUGAGCGGUUGCCAAAAUCCAUAGACAGCAAUAUCAGCUGGCACCAUGCUGACACUUCAAUAGAACCUAUCUCAUGGCUGGUGGGAUCAGAUGUUGUCGUGGUUGAUCCUCCAAGGAAAGGGCUUGAUCCAUGCCUGCUUGAUGCACUGCAAAGUAUAUCUUCAGUAAAAAGAAAAGGCAAUCCACCUGAAAGCCCUGUGUUAAAGACAAAAGAUGAAAAGCGACCUUGGAUUCUACGAGCCAGAGAAGCUUCAGUUCAGAUUCAAAGUAAAACUGCUCAUGAGGAAAGUCAGUCUCUUCCUCAAACUCUUAUUUAUAUAAGCUGUGGAUGGGAAAGUUUCAAAAAGGACUGCACAUCAUUACUGUCCAGCAAGGCGUGGCAUUUAGACAAUGCCCAUGGUUUUAAUUUCUUCCCUGGCACCCGAAGCAUUGAGGUGUUGGCUGUCUUCAAAAGAGGCCCUGGGGGAAAUCUGAAGAAAAAGAAAUCAGGAAAAAAGAAAAAAUCCUCAUGAAGACAUCUCAUCAUGGCCCAGCACAUAGUUGUUAGCAAUGGUCAGAUGGAAGUGCAGAAUGUGUUUAAUGAGAACAGAAGGAAGCACGAAAAUUCCUUGAUCGGUGACAUAUUCAGAAUAGAAGAGAGAUGGUUGCACCUUUUGCACAGAAAGAAAUCUAGAUUUUUGUGCCUGUGUCAAGAUGAUGAAAAUGAAUUUGUAUAUUAUUGACUGAAUAAUAAUAACUAAACUAACACUUCAAGACAUACUUAUACAUGUGUUUGUCAUUCCCUUUAAAAUUUGAUUGAAAUCAAUAUGGAAAGUAACAGUGAAAAAAAAUAGUGAAAGAAUGCAAUGUUUUAGGAAACCCGUUUUGCUCUCGUCUGUUUAAAGGGAUUCAGUUUCUUUUUUCCCUUCCCUUAGUCUUUGCCAGAAGAGGAAAAGCACUCAAAAUGUUGUGAGCCCUGAGGUCUUGCCUGGUCAAGAUCCCCACCACUGGAGACACCUGCAAAAUCAAGCAGGCAUCAGGUCAGUUACUUUUUCUUCUUAGGAACUCCAUGGUUGACAAAAUAAUUUUCUUAUUUUCUUUGCGUUGUUUCUUUUAUAAAUAUCUUACUCUACAAUUUCUAACAUUCAAGUGAAUAAUUUAGUUACCCAUCAAACUUUGGAUCUCAAAAGUAAAACACUGGGUAAAGUCCCUCAUUGAUGUAGUAUUUUGUGGUUGAGAAGAAGUGUAUGUGAUAUGCUAGAUUACUAACCCCUGCUGCCUGAUAUUGUGGUACAAUGAGCAUAUGUCGCAGCCCCACUUGCCUGAAGAGCACCAGAGCUUUUGCCACAGACAUGCUCUCUACCACCGUGUAAGGUGUUCUGUUAGUCAGAGGAUGCAAAUCAACAUACAUCUCCAUUUCAUCCUUUGUAACAACAACUUCUUCAAUCCUUCCCUUCCGUUCAGCCAGAUCAACCCAGGUAAAUUUCUCUUGCACUUCCCACUCCUCUGUUCUCCUUCUUUCCUGGAGGAACCACUUCUUCUUGAGUGCUAAAACUAGGUGAGCUCUCAGUAUUAUGCCAUGCAGUUCAGUUGCACCAUCUGCCAAGCCCACAGAAGGUGCCAUCCCCUCAUCUACAACGGGAAAUCCAUUGUGUGUAGUGUUUUUGAGGACAUCCACAAUAUGACCAACCUUUUCAAUCCCAUUAAGGGUGACUACUGGUGAUUUUGCAUCUGCAAGCUCACCUACUGUAAUGUUUCUCAUCCAUGGCUCAGGAUUAGCAUCCAAGAAAGGCAGACCUUUCAGCUCCAGAAUAAUCUCAUAAAUACUUGGAUUGAAGCAGUCUCCAACAGUUUUGGAAAUCAGAAGAACAAUCAUUGUUAUGGGUAGCAAGAGCAGAUUGUUGGUGAGUUCAAGAAAUAUAACACAAAGGGAAACAGUCAUCCUCAUUGAACCAGCCAUGAGCGAAGCUGCACCCAGAACGGCAUAAAGCCCUUGGUCAAUGUUUGUGUACGAUCCCAUGGCAACACCAAGCAUGCGGCCAUAAGCUGAGCCCAUAAGGAUGACAGGGAGGAAGAGCCCAGAAGGAACAGCAAUGCCGAAGGUGAAGAGUCCCAGCAUGCAAUACAGUGCAAAAAAGAUGACAAGGGAGAAGAUACGGAAUUCUGUCGGGGUGUUAGUGGAAAAGAUGUUCCGGACAGCAUCAUCAUUGGUGGUCAGGAGGAGAGUGGAUAAGUCAUUGUAGUAGCCAUCUGGGCAAUUAAAUUGCUUGAAGUUGCCUGCUCGUCCAGUGGUGGGGCAUGCAGAUUCUGGAAGGGAGGAGUCACAGGGUGUGCAACUGGCAAGAAAAGGAAUUCCAUAUAGGCAAGCUGAGGUAAACAAUGAGACUGUGAGACUUAGAAGGAGCUUAUAUAUUUUUCCUUUCCUGCAACAGAAAAAUUAAACUGAUGAUUAAUGAUCCAGGAAGUUAACCUUCGCACAUGGACGUUUUGUUGUUCUUGCUUAAUGAAUCAGUUUUCAUUGUUAUAACUAGGUAUCCUACCAUGAAAUUGCUGGUGGAAACUUGAUCAAUCAGGUCAAGGGUUAAAAAGAUGAGUUGGGGUAAUAGUCAGAGAGGUAUUAGGGAUAAUUGCUUACUCGUUUAUGAGAUUGUAAAGUCUGAGGACUUUGUGGAGAAGGUGGUUGUACAGGCUUCCCAAAACUCCGCCAAUAACACCUAUGACUGUGACAGGGAUGAGGUCCAUGACAUGGUAUCUCACGGUGACAUCACUUACAUCAAACAUAAUUAGCCCUCCCUGGCCAAAUAGUCCGCAAUUGCCAGAUUUGCAGUAUUCCAUAAAAGCUCUAAGAACCACCACCACAACUGCUGUGCUGAAGAAAGUU
Messenger RNA from Diospyros lotus (date-plum), 3987 nucleotides. RefSeq lists its product as uncharacterized. NCBI's taxonomy places the organism in Eukaryota, Viridiplantae, Streptophyta, Magnoliopsida, Ericales, Ebenaceae. Gene Ontology annotation, molecular function: RNA methyltransferase activity. Gene Ontology annotation, biological process: RNA processing. The record is from RefSeq and is a predicted model, not a curated record. Bases 104 to 1639 code for a protein of 511 amino acids. The transcript has 15 exons.